ACGUAUAUUUGACUCAUAAAAAAGUGUAAUUCACUGUAAAAUUCACUGUAGAGUGAAGUGUACUUAAGAAAUCAGGAGCUUUUAUAAUGAUGACAAUGACGUGUACAAAACAAUACAUACAAAUGCAAAUCACCUUGUGCCUGUAUCUGUUUGUGUCCGUACAAUGGGAUUUGUCCAAUUCCAUUGUAUAUAUAGUGAUGAAUCACAACGUAAAAUAGGCAUUACGAAAUUACCAAGUCGUGCACUACGCUAUUGCCUGUUAGUAAUUAUUGCCAUCAUAGUCGGUCAUGUAUAGGUAUUUAAUAUAAGCUAGCCGCUUUUAAACCGCCGAUAAUAUUCAUCAGUGUUAGGAACGCUGCAAUGGAGAGUUCAGCGGGGAAAACCGAUGAUAUCCUCAAGUAAAAUUUAUCCUCGGACUUGCGUCAAAACAUUCCUUGCCUAGUCACGCUGUGUUGAGAUUUUUUAGUAUUUGUUUUUUGAUAGGUCUGUGAUUUCCUUGAAUUUCGCGAUUUAUACCUGCACGCUCCGGUAUCAAGCAGUGUCUCCUGUCUAGUCAAGUAAAAUAAUAUAAUUGUCUGCUAAAAAUAAAUUUACUUGUUGAUUGUUCUUCUAUACGUUACAACUCUUACAAGAUAGUCUGUUUAAAAAAAUUUACUUGCAGUUUAUUUUCCUACGUUACAAGAUAGUCAACUAAUAAUAACAUUCCUAGCAUUUUAUGCUUCUCACACAAUAGAAUUACCUAAAUAAUAAAGACCCUGAGGCCGCGAUGCUGCUGCCGACGACAGCCCUGCUGCUCGUGCUGGUCUCACUCCACCAGCCGGCGGAUGCUGGACGACAGCGCAGACAAGCCUUCGUGUUAGGUGUCCAAAGCGCCGACUCGUGCGUCCCGCCAGAGGGCGGUCAGGGCCUCUGUGUGGAGGUGGUGCAAUGUCCGAGGAUCUUCUCAAUCCUGACUAGCCGACCUAUUCCCACAAAUCUCUUCGAUUACCUGAGGAGGAGCAUCUGCCGUAGAGAUGCUUCCGGUCGGCCGAUGUUUUGUUGUGGCAUCGCCGGUUCCGGCGGGACAGCGCCUCUGGUAGCUGGUGUAACACCGCGGCCUUCUACGGCUCCCGCAACUACUACUCCUCCUACUCAACCACCUACUCAACCUCCUACUCAGCCCCCUACUCAACCUCCUACUCAGCCCCCGACCCAACUUCCUACUCAGCUCCCAACCCAACCCCCUACUCAACCACCAACCCAACUUCCUACUGAGCCUCCCGCAACAGAGCCUACCACAAUUUUAGGUUCGAAUCCGUUUGUACUGUCAACCACGGGAGAGCCUGUCGCCACCACCACCAUCGCCGCCACUGACACAACAGCUCCAGGAAGUUCUGCGGCGGAUAAUAUCCUGCCAGGACUGGCGGAAUGCGGUAACUCGAACGUGACUCUGCCGCGCAUCGUUGGCGGGCGCAACGUCAACCAGGGCGACUGGCCCUGGGUUGCCGCGCUUGGGUACGACAACGGCCGCGGCAACGUCUCCUUCUCCUGCGGCGCCGCGCUCAUCUCGCGCCGCUACGUGCUUACCGCCGCGCACUGCGUCGAUGGACAGGCUGGACUGCGUGUGGUGCGUUUGGGAGAACACGACCUGUCCCGGACGACGGACGCUGUACACGAAGACUUCGGCAUCGAGAGCCGCACGAUGCAUGAGAAUUACGACACCAACUUCUCCAACGACAUCGCCUUGCUCAGGCUCGACAGGGACGUUGUCUUCAAGAAGCACAUCUCGCCGAUCUGCCUCCCGCGCUUCCCGAGCUUCAUUGAGCCUGCUGUGGGGGCGCAGCCUUACGUCGCUGGCUGGGGGUCCAUUCAGUACAACCAGCGGUCUUCAAACAUCCUACGUGACGUGGCCGUGCCCGUCGUGGAGCCCGCGUCGUGCGUGCAAAGCUACGCGCGAUUCCAGACCGUGCGUGUCGACGAGCGCAUCCUGUGCGCUGGCUUUGCCCAGGGCGGACGCGACGCUUGUCAGGGCGACUCCGGAGGUCCUCUGAUGUCCCCGGUAUUCAACCCAGGCGAGCAGACGAAGUACUACCUGGUCGGGGUGGUGUCUCUUGGGUUCCGCUGUGCGGAGCCUGGAUACCCCGGCAUCUACUCGAAGGUUUCCCACUUCAUGCCCUGGAUCUUGCGCAACAUUAACUAGACUCUGACAUUCCAAGUACUGAAGUACAUUCUUCAGUACAUUCUGACAUUCUAGGUACACUACUAGUAUGCCUCACUUCAUGCCCUGUAUCUUGCGCAACAUCAACUAGACCCUGACAUUUUAGGUACUGAAGUGAAGGCAUAACUAGUAUGCCUCACUUCAUACCCUUGGUUUCGCACAUCACAUCAAGAUUCUGAAAUCAUCUUCAUUGAACUAAAUACAUGACAAUAAUGUGCACUUCUUCAUAGCCUGGAUCUUGCGAUAAGCAACUAGGAUCUAACAUUCAACGUACUGAAGUGAAGACAUUUCACUCGUAUGCACCACUUCAUGCCGUGGAUUUCGAGCAACAUCCACUCGUUUGUGAAAUUAUCUGUUUUGAAUUGAAGGCUUAACCCAUGUAUGCAACAUUUCAAACCGUGGAUUUUGCGCAAAAUCCAUCUGUUUCUGAAAUUAUGUGCUCUGAACUAUAGGCAUAUCUCUGGUAUGAACCACUUUAUGCUGUAGAUUUAGCGCAAAAUCAACUAUAUUAUGAAGUUUUCUGCAUUGAACUGAAGGCAUGAAUCUUGCAACCAAUCCUUCGUGCCGUGGAUCAUUAGCAAUCUCGAGUAAAUUUCAACACUUUUGUUGAAGAGUUGUAAGCGAUUUCUAUUCUGCCUCUUAUCAUGUACUGGAUUAUAGCAAUCUCAACUAGGAAAGCUUCACCUCGUGCGGCCGCAAGCUCCGGUGUAUUUCCGGCAAUAUGUGAAUAAAAUGUAUUCAAAAUUAUGUUGGAACAAAGGAAUUUUUUAUCAUUGAACUGUAAACGGUCUGGUAAUAUUACCACUUGAAUUUCCAUAAGAGUUUUUUCUAUUUUCUUGAUGCAACAAUAGAACCCCUUAUCUCAGUAAUUUGAAAUGAACGGUCGCAGGUUAGCGCAUCUGCCAAAAGUUUGAAACACUAUUGGUCUGUAUAUUUAGUAUAAGAGGAAUCAAUAAUUGAUGUUUGAGAUGUGUGAUGAAGGGGAUGUUCCUGUCUCUUUAGUGCUGGUAUAAUUUUCACUGCUUGGCAUAAAAGUAGACGUACGUUACGUUAAACUAUGCGGUUUGGCAUUAAAAUUGCAUGAUAAACUGAACACCUAAAUGUUUUUUUUAAUUAAAUAGUUAUUGCAUUUUAUUUGAGGACAUUUAUAAGGACGCUUCUAGUGACUUCAAAUUGUCUUUCACUAAAAAAUGUGUUUUUUUUUUGCUUCGGUGACGGCCAAUUUUGAAUGUAUUGUUUAUCCUCGGGCAUUAUGGAAUGAUAUUUUAUAACGGAACAAGAUUGUCAUUUCUAAGAAAGUAACAUUGCAAUAGCUUUCUUGAAAUGCGGUUACAGUGUUUUUGUUGCUACUACGAUAUAAUCGAUGUAUGUAUUUAGAGUAAACUUUUAAAUGUCAUUCACGAUGUCGUUUUAAGAUGACGUGAGCCACGACGUUUUGCGCAAUAUUGCCAUAUUAAUCUGCUGACGUAUGUAUUCCACUGUACUCCGUAAUCGAAAUUUUCAUAGCAUUUUUAUCUUCAGUUAUUGCAAAUUAGAAAUAUUCCUUGCAUUUAGUGCAUGGUUGUUAUUGUUAUAAAUUACUCAUGACCUUAUUUUGUCGCUUGUUUUCAUUACCUAUUUCAUUAGUUAUGUGACGUUACUUCGCAUUGUUCAACGAAUCAGUGCUAAAUAUUUGUGAACUCUAUAAAUAAACUAUAUAUCUAAAA
Molecule: messenger RNA, 3903 nt
Organism: Hyalella azteca
Lineage: Eukaryota; Metazoa; Arthropoda; Malacostraca; Amphipoda; Hyalellidae
Product: transmembrane protease serine 9
Exons: 9
Coding region: 767-2179 (470 amino acids)
Biological process (GO): proteolysis
Molecular function (GO): serine-type endopeptidase activity
Source: RefSeq, a predicted model, not a curated record